AUGUCUCUCGGCAGACAUGCGUACAGGCAUGCUGUGCAGCCAGCCUCAGCGGGUCUAGUUGACCACGUCUGGAUCAGCGAUGACCUGCUGGCGUCGGCGUUCCAACGCUUCGUCAAGACCCAACGACGCCAUGCAAGCCGCGUCCCCGGCCCAUUGGAGGCCAGACGACGGCUUGCGAGGAGGAAAAACUGCGCAAUGGCUGCGAUGCCCAGCGCUAUGCCCCCGGAUGCGAUCGCUGGCUUGUUCGGGCGCGAUGGACGACAGCAUCUGAACUGGCAAAACGACCACCACGUGCAAAUGUUUCCGUUUUCCUCACCGAAUGAUAGCGCACAGCCGUCUGAGUCUGGUUCAUCAUACCCAUACCCACCGAGGCCUCCGAUUCCUCCUAUGUCUGCCGAAAAUGAAACAGUCGAUCCCAGCGGAUUCGUCGACUUGGCCGACUCGCCGGUGCCUCCUCUUCCUCCUUUUCUACCACGCGACGACGGCGAGAUCGGCUCGAGUGGAUUCGUCGAUUUGUCGAGCUCAUCGGAACCUACUCCUCCGCCUGAUACAGCGAUGGAUGACACAAGCGGCUUUAUUGAUCUGGCUAGCUCAUCGGACCCUUACGCCCCGCAAAACACAGAUAUGAAUGACCCAAGCGGAUUUGUUGAUCUGGCAAACUCAUUGAAACCACCUCCUUCCCCGCGCGAUACAGAUACGAAUCAAACAAGCAGAUUUGUUGAUCUGGCUAGCAGUUUAGAGCCUCUAUCUUCACGCAGUACCGAAACAGUUAAUCCGGACAAACCUGUUAACCGGGCUAAUGCCUUAAAGCCUCAUUCAUCGCGCAAGAAAAAGAGGACUUUAGACCGGAGUGAACCCAUCAACUUGGCCAGCUCCCCAGAGGCUUCAUCUUUGCCGCUUGAUACAGGUAUAACAAACCCGGGCGGAUUUGUCGAUCUGGCUAGAUCAUCGGAACCUUCGCGUUUUCCGCCCGAAAAUGAAACAGUCAACCCGGAAGGUCUAUUUGUCGAUCUCGCCAGCUAUUCAGAAGCUUCGUCUGAGCCGAGUGAGACUGAGGUAAAUGAUCAGAGUGGAUUUGUCGAAUUGACUAGUACGUCAAGGCCUGCAGACAAACCCAAAACACUUCCAUUCGAAGACAUACUCAGGGAGAGUUUGGAGAGUUGCGCAACACUCGAAGCUGCUAGCGACGUGGUACGUGACAUGGACAUCAAUCUUCGCCAUGAGCCCGUCUACAGUCGUCUCAUUUUCGAUCAUUUUCGCUCGCGCUGGUUGCUGGGCAAAACAAGCGUCCAUAUGUUGGCAUCAUUCCUCGACGAGCCAAUGCUUAAUACGCCGGGAGCUGGGAAUUUUGCGGCUGCGACGGAGCACGUCAUACGGCCCGCGAUAGACUCGCAGGAGCGCGCCGUUAUAUUCGCAAGCAUCUUACGGGCUCUUCGUCUUGGCACAAUAAUUCCGACUGAAUUUACGGAGGUGAUCAAACUCCUGCAAAAUCUCCCAGACGGGAUCACCAAGACGGACGAACUUACGGAGGCUGAUGGAUUCGCUGAGACGGGCGAGGCCACGGACACCGAAAGUCUCCGUACUGGUCCAAGCAGCGUAUCCAGUGCGUAUGAGAGAAUCUGCAAUGUUCUCGAUCAAUCCGACGACGGUAAAUACACCAAUAUAACCGAGGAUACUGCCAACACGUGGCUAAAGAUUUUAUGGGAACGCAAUGUACUUGCCGAGUUGAGGCUGGCAAGCAGGAUUCUGAUUGGAAUACGGCAUUUGGAUGUUGUUUCUUGUUCUUGGAUACCGCGGUUUAUAACGCGUUGGCUUGCCCUUUCCGACGAGCUCCGGAGUGAAUUCGAUCCUUUCUUCGCGCCUCGCCUCCUUGACAAUUUGCAUCCAGAUCCAGCUUGUGCAUCUAUCAUUUCUGUUACAGAGUUUCUAGUGUUGGCUCGAAAGCACCAGUUACUCAUGCUUUGGCACGAAUGUUUGGCGCACGUCCACGCGGUCGAAGAUAUUCCUAGGUCAGGGAUCUGGGUUGACGUCCGAUCGCAAAUCCCAGCAACUGCAAGCCACUCCGGGUUGACAGUGCAACAGCGGUUUGUCCUACGCCUUUGGGCUUUCCGUGCCAUGAAUAUGAGCCACGCAGCUGGUCCGAUCUGGAAGAGAAAACCCUACGCGAAGGGGCCACUGUCCGAUAGAAGAGGUGUACCGCCAAUCGAUAAAUGGGGAGCGCGGAUCCUCAGUCUUUAUCAAGCUUCUCGCACGAAUUAUGGAAAGAAGGAACUCUUGAGCAGUUUGCUAGAAGAUGCGCGUGAGCUGAAUCUGCCCGCGAAUGGGUUUACGAUCAUGGCUAUUGCAUUCCAGUCUAAAAAUGGUGUCAAUAGAAGUGUUAGGGAGGCUUUGGAAAGUCUAGAAGCAUCGACAGCCUCGUUCAAAGAUCUGUUCCGAGAUCCUGAGACUCGGCUGCCUGUCCUUCGGCGGUUUGGCCCCGAAAUCGCAAACUUCGUUCGGGAAAUGGAUGUCACAUCACCGGCUUUCAUGGAGCGCGCUCUGAACCUCGCUAGAACGGGGAAGCGGUCCGAAAUCCGACUCUUGGUGCGGAUUCUCGAGUGGCACAUACCGCUCAAGAUUGCCCUGGCGAGUUCGUGGAAACCUUUGCCUGACCCUUCCCGAAUGGCGCUUGUGGUUUACAAGCCCACGGAGGCUAAAGGCAAGCCAACUCCCGACCCCCAUGCCGCGCUCGAGAUGAUCAAUACUCUGGCAACUGCUUUGUCCUGCUCAAAGGAACUUACCCCGCGCCAAUCAUACCGACUGAUUUAUUGGAUCUAUGGGUACCUCAUGAGGCAUCAGGCACCCGUGAAGCCGGUCAUUGUUCGUGCUAUGUAUCACGCUGGCGUUGUGCGAGCUCGACGUGAAAUGCGCGGUAUGUACUGUCGUACGCAGUACAAUUAUAUCAUGGGCAAGGUUCAGCAGGUUGAGUCGCCGGAGGUUGUGCGAGCGUUGAGCAAUCCCAACUUCGUGUGGAGAGGGUAGCGAGAUGAUUUAGAGCUUUUCCCCUUAAUGGAUAUGCAAUUUAUUAUACCCCUGGUUGUACCUAUAUACCAUGG
Messenger RNA from Aspergillus homomorphus CBS 101889, 3095 nucleotides. RefSeq lists its product as uncharacterized. The record is from RefSeq and is a predicted model, not a curated record. The coding region runs from base 1 to 3021 and encodes 1006 amino acids. The transcript has 2 exons. Lineage: Eukaryota; Fungi; Ascomycota; Eurotiomycetes; Eurotiales; Aspergillaceae.